AUGCCGCCGAGGGCGCCACCAAUAUUUGGUCGUGGCAAAAGCCGGGUGAACAAUUUGGUGUCUCCCACGCAGGGCGGGAGCGCUGCACAGCCGGGUGACGUAGUUUCCUCCACCUUUGCUAACGUCGACCUGCGCGUCACAAAGGCUGCCAUGGCGGAGUAUGCGAAACGCUGUGAAACCAUGUCACACGAGAAUGCUUUGCUGCGGAGUCAGCUGGAGGAGCACGAGUCGGACUCUAUCAAGGUGGUUCAGUACCUCAAGGAGAAGCUUCAGUCCGCCGUUUCGGAGGUAAUGGAACAGCGAGGCGAGAUUGAACGACUUCUCGCUGACAGUGCCGAGACGGAAGAGGGUCUGCGACACCAAUACGAACGUAUAUUAGAGGAGCGGGAUUCUCAGAUAACACAGUAUGCCACCAUUAUCCAGCGACUGCAAACAAACAUGGAGGCAGCUGCCCAGCAGGUGCAUAAGCGAGAGAUGCACCGGCUUGAACUGCAGCGGUUACAAGACGAGAUUGAGAGCAUGCGAACACGUCACGAUUGCGAGAUUGCCGCCUUGCGGUUUCAGACUGUAGACCGCAAGAUGCGGCUAGUUGCGCUGGAGGAGACGAUGCGGGAGGCGUUUAAAACGCAAGUUGAGCGGGAGUCAGAUAGGCUUUUGGAAGCAAAGUCCAAGGCGUUGCUAGAAGACCAUGAGUCGCUGCAGUACGAGCGGCUUCGGCUCACACAGGAGAUUGAGGAGCUUGUGCAGCUUACGACGGUGAAAAACUCGGAGUGCGCCGAUGUAAGGCGGAAGGGAGAGCUGCACCAACGUGCCUGCGAGGAGGCACUGCGACGCAUUGUGCUGGGCAACCGUCGAGCACGGGAGUCGGAAGCAAAAACGCAGCGUCUGGAAAGACGUGUGAAGGAGCUGACGCAGGAGAAACAGGCGAUACGUGACGAGCUUUCGCGUCGGUAUGAGGCACAGAUACAAUCCCUAGAAAAGACACUUGCGGAGACGCGGAACUCUCUGCAGUCACACCGUGUGGAGCUGCAGCGACUGCGCCAAGUUGCCUCGACCAUAAUGGGCCAGCGCUCCGAUCUUGAGAGGUUUUUUUACGUUGCACUCGAAGAUGUGCGGCGGAUGCGUUCAAAGGCGCCUCGACGGCCACUACAGACCCCGCAGUCACAGCUACCAUCGCUUCCUACCGCCGACAACAGUGGCGUCCACACUCGCCACUUACAGCAGCAGCAGCAGCAGCGACAAGAGACUCCAUCGUCCAUGGGGAUGACUGUACCGUCCUCCGUGGUGAUGAAGGGCGCGACGUUUCUUACAGAGUCGCCGAUAAGUGUUAACGCUAUGGGGUCUUCUAACUUUGCACCUUCUACGAUGGCCGUGAACACAACGCCUACGACUUCUACGAGGCCUCUUUCCGUGGUUAUGCCGUCACCGCCUUCUGGAGCGGCACUGCGGCGUCGGGGUGAGGGCGGCGCACGGCCGACACUGGAUGCCCACAGUAGCAGCAGUGCAGCUUUCAUCAGUCUCGGUGAGGGCUGUGAGGGAGUGCACCUGAGUGACUUGUCGUGGGAAGACAAGGAGAAGAUCAUCAAGGCGCUUCUCUUUUUCAUCAAUCAGACGUGUUACCAAAAGUUACCUGGAGGUCAAAUGGUGAAGAGGGAAUCGACACCUAUGGAGACUUAA
Messenger RNA from Trypanosoma rangeli, 1677 nucleotides. RefSeq lists its product as uncharacterized. NCBI's taxonomy places the organism in Eukaryota, Euglenozoa, Kinetoplastea, Trypanosomatida, Trypanosomatidae. The transcript has a single exon. The record is from RefSeq and is a predicted model, not a curated record. The coding region runs from base 1 to 1677 and encodes 558 amino acids.